AGAAGCGAAACAGUAACAGCAACAAAAGGGUGAAGAAGAAAGAGAGAGAAAAAAAAGGACAAAACAAAAGAGAAGAAGACACAGUGAGGAUGAAGUUAUCGGAAGUCCUGUCCUGAACCACAAGCUCCGAAUCCUUCGGUUUCCCUGAGGCGAUUAUGUUGUCUCCUCCUCUUCACUGUCUCUCUUAGUCAAACGCUUCUUCUCCGAUCACCGCUUUUCUUUUUUUCUCCUGAGAUUUGGGGUUUUACUAUUUGAAAUUUGAAUAAAUGCUUGUCGUUGGAAAAACUGAUCGAUUCUAAAUUGAAUUCUUCUUCAAAGUUGUUUAAUCUUGAAAUGGUGUUAGAAUGUCGAAUCGUUUUUGUUGUUGCCGUAGAUAACAAAGACCACGACUGUGUGUAAUUGUAUUGUAGCAUUCCAUUAACUUAACUUUCAUUCCCAUAAAUUGGUUAGUUAAAUUGAAUUUAAUUGGUGUUUGGGGGACCAUUGGCAAACCCUAGCUAGAGGGGACCCCUGAUUGGGAUCGAAACCUAACUUGUUGUCACAUUCUAUUUAUUAGUUUGCUGCAGAUAGAUCACAUUCUUUUUGACUUUGACAAGUUGCUCGUGUUCAUUUGUAGAGCUUAUGACAGUAGAUUUGAACUUUCUGCAAAGUACAAAGGAGGAGUAAUUGGGGGUUUAGCGAUUAAAAUAGUGAUUCCGUUUACAUUUUGUUUGUUUCUAUCGACAAGUUGCUCAUAUUCUGGGCGCACUCUGAUUCGAGGACUCUCUCUCUCUCUCUGUGUGUGUGUGUGUCCAUUUGAAUAAAUGCCGACUUUGUCAUUGUGUGAUGGAGAGUUAAGAAGAGUGAGCUUAGAAAAGGAAUACACUUUCUCUUGCCCAUUUUUGCUGGUCUCCCUGAAAAACAUAGAAAGUUUUUCUCUCUUUGCUCAUUGUUUAUAUGAUUAAACUGUGUGGUUUCUUGAAAAUCCAAAAGCCUUUUUUCUUAUCUUAUUUGAUUUCUGUGGUUGGGUUCUUGCAGGAUUUUGGUUGUAGGCUUAUGAAAUCAACCCACAUCUUCAAUGGACUGCAACAUGACAUCUCCGUUGUGGGACUGGGAUCAUUUCCUCAUGUCCAACCCCUCAAAGACUGAAAAUGACAAAAGACAGCCAUCUACUGAGUGGGGAAUUGAGAAAGGUGAAGGAAUUGAAUCUAUAUUUCCCUCGUUCGAGAGAGUCAGUAGUGGCUCUACCACCGGCUUCUCCACCAACUCAUCAUCUCCCGUAUUCAGACACGCCAAGCUCGCGUCAGAAACUUCCCCAGGAGAUUCUUGCAGCAACAUAGAUUUUGUCCAGGUUAAGACAUCCACAGCUGAAUCAGACCUUUGUUUGAAACUUGGAAAGCAGACUUACUGUGAAGAUGUUUGGGGUAGAAGUAACAAUGAGGUUUCAGCCGUUUCUGUGAAGCUCUUGGCUCCUUCUGUUGUUGCUCGGAAGAAAUCCAAACCGUAUGGUCAGAGCAGCAUGCAAGUCCCUCGUUGCCAAGUUGAUGGCUGUGAACUGGAUCUCUCAUCUGCUAAGGAUUAUCAUCGCAAGCAUAGAGUCUGCGAGAACCAUUCAAAGUGCCCCAAAGUUACUGUGGGUGGCCUUGAACGUCGAUUCUGCCAGCAGUGUAGCAGGUUGCAUGCGGUCUCUGAAUUUGAUGAGAAGAAACGAAGCUGCCGUAAACGUCUUUCGCAUCACAAUGCUAGGCGUCGCAAGCCACAGAGGGACUGCAAUGGAAGACAGCAUCCAAAUAUGUUGUGGAAUGGGUUGUCCCUUAACACCAGCCCUGUUGAAAAGUAUAUAUGGAGUCCAAGUUAUGAUACAAAGCCUACACAGAUGGAAAGCGGCUUUACCUUGAGCUUCCAGAGAGGCCGUGGCCCUGAGGAGCACUUGUAUGCUGGUAGCAGCCGCUCCUUCUCUACGUUUCAAACCUCUGGAGGGUUCUCUGCAGGGAGGUCCAACUCUCAACUUCCUGGCAAAGCAGGUGUAGGUGAAUACUCAGGAGGCCUCCAUGAGUCGCAAGACAUCUACAGUGUUCUCUCUCUUCUGUCAACGUCUUCGGAUUCGCAUGGGACCAAACACAAUCCCACGGUCUAACCACAGCCAACAACACAUGGUACUUUCCCUACUCAUUUCAUAUGAGUAAGGAAUGCAAACUCACUCCAUUAUGUGUAACGUUCAUUUGCUCAAGUGAAAUACAUGGUUAGGUUUGGUUUCAUCUACUUUGCCAAAGCUAAUAAGUUAUCUUCUUCUUGGAUCAUGUUGUAUCGUAUCUCAACUUCUUCUUGAAUCAUGUUGUAUUAUUGUAUGUACUUGGAUUGUUGGAUGCCAAUUUCGUUACUCUUAUCAGCCA
Messenger RNA from Brassica napus (rape), 2372 nucleotides. Its product is annotated as squamosa promoter-binding-like protein 10. The coding region runs from base 1058 to 2116 and encodes 352 amino acids. The record is from RefSeq and is a predicted model, not a curated record. Gene Ontology annotation, cellular component: nucleus. NCBI's taxonomy places the organism in Eukaryota, Viridiplantae, Streptophyta, Magnoliopsida, Brassicales, Brassicaceae. The transcript is spliced from 4 exons. Gene Ontology annotation, molecular function: DNA binding.